AUGGAGGACGUCCUUGCCAAGUCAUGGGCACAAAUCAAAUGGGAGGAAGAUCAAUACAGCCACCACCGAUCUUCACCGAACAGAAACACUAGAAGAGACUCCAGGGUGGAUAGGAGGACAAAUGAUAGGCGGUCUGAGCCUUACCCAUCUCCACGACAAGAAUACAGAAGGAGACAGUAUGACCAACCUUACGAGAUGCGACCACGUGAAAGGGCCAAGAUACCAGAGUACAACUUAUCUAUCUCGCCAGCCGAGGCGGUCUUAGCUCUCAAGAAUCUAGGCAAUAAAGUCAAAUGGCCAGAAAGGAUGAGGGCCCCAGCCGACCAGAGGGACAGGUCCAAGUGGUGUGAGUUCCAUGCAGACCAUGGGCAUCGGACAGAGGAUUGCAUCGCCCUCAGAUUGGAAGUGGCCCACCUACUAAAUCAAGGCCACCUCACCGAUUACCUAACCGAAAAGGGUAAGCUUACCCCACAACAAGGAAGGGAUAGACAAGAGAAACACAGAGACGACAGCCCACCAGACCCGCCACACCAUGAGAGAACUGUGAACGUGAUAUCCGGAGGCUCCGAAGUCAGCGGAAUCACCCACUCAGCCGCCAAGAGACACGCCAGACAGGCUAGAUCAAGCAAAACAGGGGCUCCGCCUUCCGGCAAAGCUGGACCAAUGAAUCCAACCCUAACAAUCAGCUUUGCAACAUCCGAAUCAGACAAGCUUCUACACCCCCAUCAUGAUGCUUUAGUUAUUUCCAUUUAUAUUGCUAACUGUUUAACAAAGCGUGUGCUAAUAGACAACGGUAGCUCUGCCAAUAUUUUGUUUUGCAGUGCAUACAGGGAGAUGGGUUUGGGCGAGUCGAAACUAAUCAAGAAAGCGGCCGUACUCGUUGGCUUCAGUGGCGAGAGUACGACUACUGUAGGAGAGAUCGAUCUUCCCGUCUACGCAGAGGGAGUCAACCUUUCCACUAGGUUUCUCGUGGUAGACGCCCCGUCAGCAUACAACGUCAUCCUAGGCCGUCCAUGGAUCCACGGAAUGGAAGCAGUACCAUCCACCUAUCAUCAAGUCAUACGAUUCCCAACCAAGUGGGGAGUUAAGGAGAUUAAGGGAGAGCAGAAGGACUCCAGGGCGUGCUACCAAACCACUAUGAAAGCGAAAAGCCCGUCCUUAUAG
Salvia miltiorrhiza (redroot sage) is the source of this 1164-nucleotide messenger RNA. RefSeq lists its product as uncharacterized. The transcript has a single exon. The record is from RefSeq and is a predicted model, not a curated record. Bases 1 to 1164 code for a protein of 387 amino acids. NCBI's taxonomy places the organism in Eukaryota, Viridiplantae, Streptophyta, Magnoliopsida, Lamiales, Lamiaceae.